GCAAAAAGAAACAGUUUCCACUCCCCUUGUUCCCUCCAUCGUCAACAUGGAUAAGAUUACUGAAACCUAACAACCUCCACUCAUCAAUGAAUCUCUGCAACUUCGUCUUCUUCAUCUCCCCCACAAAACCCUCACUAACCCUCACCACUCGCUCAUUCAAAUGCUCAUCAUCUCCACCAACAAGCCACCAACUCAAACUCGCUGACUCACUCCAACUCCAGACCUUAAACAUACUCGAAUGGCCAUCGGUCUGCAACCAGCUCUCCGCCUUCACUUCCACCACCAUGGGCAGUUCUGCUGCCCGAGGCGGGCAGGUUGUCAUCGGACGGAGCCCUCAGGAGAGCCGGAGGCUCCUGGACCAGACCUCUGCUGCGUUUGCGCUUCAUUUGCCGCCCGAUUUCUCUGGCAUUGAAGAUGUUUCGGAGGUCGUUGAGUCGGCGGUUUCCGGUCAGUUGCUUUCGAUACGAGAGAUUUGUGCGGUGAAGCGGACGUUAUGGUCUGCUAGGGCUUUGUUUGAAAAGUUGGAGAAGAUUGGAGAACAAUCGGAGAGGUACUAUCCUCUGCUUGAAAUUCUUCAGAAUUGCAAUUUCUUAACGGAGCUGGAGCAGAAAAUAGACUAUUGUAUAGACAGUAAGUUCUUGGUUAUACUCGACAGAGCCAGUGAAGAUUUGGAGAUUAUUAGGUUAGAAAGAAAGAGUAACAUGGAUGAUCUUGACACUCUGCUAAAAGGUAUAUCCACCAAGAUUUAUCAAGCAGGCGGUAUCGACAAACCGUUGGUAACCAAACGACGAUCACGAAUGUGUGUUGGUGUCAAAGCUUCUCAUAAGUCAUUGCUGCCAAACGGUGUUGUUUUGGACGUUAGUAGCUCUGGAGCAACGUACUUUACGGAACCCAGAGACGCGGUAGACUUGAACAACAUGGAAGUCCGACUUUCAAACGCAGAAAGGGCCGAGGAGCAAGCUAUAUUGGGAUUACUUGCAUCCGAAAUUGCACAAUCGGGUUCGGAUAUUAAGUAUUUAUUAGACAAAGUUCUAGAAGUUGAUCUUGCAAUCGCAAGAGCGGCUCAUGCUCGUUGGAUGAACGGAAAGUGUCCUGUGAUAAGUUCAGGUGGUUUCGAAAAUGACGGUUUAUCAAUAAACAUUGAAGGUAUUCAGCAUCCUUUGCUUCUUGAGACCUCUUUGGGAAGUUUGACGGGUCAUGCGACAUCAAAAUCUGGUAAUUCGAUUAUGUGGUGUGAGGAAAAUGGUGUGAUGGGUCAAUCUUUGACUUUUCCGGUUCCCAUUGACAUUAAAGUUGAACAUGAAACAAGGGUGGUUGUGAUCUCGGGACCGAACACUGGGGGUAAAACCGCUUCCAUGAAAACAUUAGGAGUUGCGUCUAUUAUGUUAAAGGCUGGCAUGUUUUUGCCCGCUAGAAAUCACCCUACGCUUCCGUGGUUUGAUUUUAUUUUGGCAGAUAUCGGAGACAGUCAGUCUCUGGAGCAAAGCCUCUCGACUUUUAGUGGCCACCUUUCACGGAUUUGCAAGAUGUUGGAAGUAACCACGAAACAAUCACUCAUUCUCAUCGAUGAAAUCGGCAGUGGGACUGACCCGUCAGAAGGCGUGGCACUUUCUACCAGUAUACUAGAGUAUCUUAAAGAUAAAGUCAACUUAGCAGUGAUAACUACACAUUAUGCAGAUUUAUCUCUUUUAAAAAAGAAGGAUUCUCAAUACGAGAAUGCGGCAAUGGAGUUUUCGUUGCAGACUUUACAACCUACUUACAGGAUACUUUGGGGAAGCACGGGCGAAUCAAAUGCAUUGAAUAUUGCGAAAUCAAUAGGUUUUGAUGAAAAAGUAGUUGCGCGUGCGGAAACGUGGGUUAAAAGGUUGAUGCCAGAUAAGGCUGAGAAGCGCAGAGGCUUGCUUUAUCAGUCGUUAAUGGAAGAAAAGAAUAGAUUAGAAGUUCAGGCAAAUAGAGCUGAACGUAUAUAUUCGAAUGUUAUGGAUCUUUAUAAUGAGAUAAAGGAGGAGGCAAACGAUCUUCCUAAACGUGAGACCGCUCUCAAGGCGAAAGAAGCUCAAAAAACCCGAAAAGAAAUAAUCACCAUGAAAUCUCAGUUAGAGACAAUAGUGAAGGAAUACGAAGCAAAAAUUGCAACCGCCAGUAUUGAUCAGCUUAAUACACUUCUUAAGGAAUCCGAGUCGGCCAUUUCGUCAAUUAUCGAAGCUCAUUGUUAUACCGAAGAAUCAUCUGCCACAGAUGCGGAGGCCUCGUCCCUUUCAGUGAAACUUGGGGACCAAGUCAUCGUGAGGGAAUUAGGCAAUAAAUUAGCCACUAUAGUCGAGCCACCUGGCACUGAUGGCACUACUCUUGUUCAAUAUGGUAAAAUUAGAGUUCGAGCGAAUGUAAGCGGUAUGAGAGGUAUUCAGAGUAGUAGUGAUACAGCUCCGACACCAAAUUCACAAUCACAAAUCAAAAAGCAGGGACAGAGGAUUAAAAGCCUCAAGAAUUUAUCAGAGGUUAAGAACAGUGAAGAGAUUGUGUAUGGACCAGCGGUGCAGACAUCGAAAAACACGGUUGAUUUACGCGGUAUGCGAGUCGAGGAAGCGUCUCACAACCUUAACUUGGCUCUUAGUACAUUCAGGCCCGGUUCGGUUCUCUUUAUUAUUCAUGGGAUGGGUACUGGUGUUGUGAAGGAGUCCGUGUUACAAAUAUUAAAAAAACACCCGCGUGUUCUUAAGUUUGAACAGGAAAGUCCAACUAACUAUGGUUGUACAGUUGCUUACAUCAAAUGAAUACACAUGUACAAUUCUUGUUAA
This is a messenger RNA of Helianthus annuus (common sunflower), 2798 nucleotides long. Its product is annotated as endonuclease MutS2. The transcript has 5 exons. Gene Ontology annotation, molecular function: mismatched DNA binding; endonuclease activity; ATP-dependent DNA damage sensor activity. The record is from RefSeq and is a predicted model, not a curated record. The coding region runs from base 87 to 2774 and encodes 895 amino acids. Gene Ontology annotation, biological process: mismatch repair; negative regulation of DNA recombination. NCBI's taxonomy places the organism in Eukaryota, Viridiplantae, Streptophyta, Magnoliopsida, Asterales, Asteraceae.